Molecule: messenger RNA, 9891 nt
Organism: Brassica napus (rape)
Lineage: Eukaryota; Viridiplantae; Streptophyta; Magnoliopsida; Brassicales; Brassicaceae
Product: wax ester synthase/diacylglycerol acyltransferase 5-like
Exons: 9
Coding region: 5676-7160 (494 amino acids)
Biological process (GO): triglyceride biosynthetic process
Cellular component (GO): plasma membrane
Molecular function (GO): diacylglycerol O-acyltransferase activity; long-chain-alcohol O-fatty-acyltransferase activity
Source: RefSeq, a predicted model, not a curated record
CUAUCUCUUUUUUUGUCAUAAAGGGUUGGUUAUAAUUCAGUAGCCUUUUGAAUUAUUUUUGCAUUUGAUGGAAUUUAAUGUAUGUUUUUGCAUUUAAAAUCAAAUUUUGAGUCAUUUUUGGCAAUUUUCCUUUAUUAUAAUAGAUUAGAUACAUUUUUUUUCUAAUACUAAAGUAUUUGUAACGAUUUGUUCUUUCCAACAGCUUUUUUCUUUACCUCUUUUUUGUUUACUAGGUGAUUCACUCGCGCAUGCGCGCGGAAAUGAAUAUUUACAAAAAAAAACUAAAGUAUAAUAAUUUGGGUAAUAUUUUUAUUAAUUUUAGUUUUUAUUUGUUUAUAUAUUUUAUGUUAGUUAAUUUACAGUUUUAAUUUAUGAGUUAUUUAGUUGCCCUGUUUGAUUUUUGAAAAAUAUUUAGUUUGGCCACGAUAUUUAUUUCUAAGAUUGUGAUAUGGUUUAAAUUUUGUAUAGUUAAUUAAUUUUAGUUAAUGCUGUUAGUAAUGACUGUAAUAUCAUUUAUUAUUGUUCUAGUUAAAUAUCUUAAUUUCAAUAAAAUUUAACAAACCUCUAUCAUUUAACAGUUCAUAAAUAACGAAAUAUAAUAACUAAGAAAACAAAAUUCUGUUUAGGUGUAUUAUGGAUGAAAGUUGUAUAACAUAAAAUAACAAUAAGUGGAAAAAUUACUGAAGUAAAAAUAUUUUUUUUGUUGAAACAAUCAAAUGUUUAUUUAGUUAAAAAAUAAAAAAAUCAAUUUAAACUAAUUAAUAUUUAUAGACAACAUUUUGCGUUGAGUAUUAUUAAUUCCCUUUUUCAUCAGUAUUAAUAAUUUUCAGAUAUGGUUUGAUUUCAUUCUGGAAUCGCUACAUAUACUUUUCCGUGAGAAAAAAUAAGUUUUAAGAUAAAUGAACCAACUUUCUCCAAUAAUUGAUAUUGACUCUUGUUUAUGGUCAUUGCUAAAACAACAUCAAACGGAAAUUACCUACGCCACAUCCUAAAUGAAAAUCUUGAUAAAGUAUUUACGUACAUUCAUAUAUUGUAAAUAAGGGGAAAAUAAUAUUUACAAAUUUUAUAAUUAACGUAUUUUCCUUUUAGUUAAGAAAAUAUCUAAAAUAAGAAAAUUGUUUAAAUGUAUCAGGAAAUAAGUAAAUUAGAAAAGGAAGCACAUGCUUUAUUAAAUACAUUAAUAAUUUGUAUAUAUGUAACUGAUCAUGGGUUUCAAAUAGAACAAAACUUAGGUUCACCCCUAGGGUGAAGCUCUAAAUUCACACGCCUCUUAUCAACAAUUAAAGUGUUACCUAGAUUAAUAAUAAAAUAUUAAUUUUAAAAAAAAAUUAAAAUAGUAGAAAACAAUAAUAACACCAAUUUUAAUGACGCUAACACCACUAACAAAAUCCUAAAACCUAAAUUUUAAACCAUAAAUCUAAACCCUAACCCCUAAACCCAAAUCCUAUACCCUAAAUCCUAUACCCAAACUCUAGACUCUAAACCCAAAUUCUAUACCCUAAACCAAACCGUAAACCCAAACUCUAGACUCUAAACCCAAACCAUAGACUCUAAACCCAAACUUUAAACCCUAAAGGAACAACAUCAACAUUAACCCAAACCUUUAGGGUAUAGGGUUUGGGUUUAGGAUCCAAAGUUUGGGUUUAGAGUAUAGGGUUUGGUUUUAGAGUCUAGGGUUUGGGUUUAGGAUUUAGAAUCUAGGUUUGGGUUUAGGUUUUUGGGUUUAGGUUUUUGGGUUUAAAUUUAUAGUUUAGAGUUUAGAAUUUAGGGUUUAGGGUUUAGCUAACGGCGUUAAUGUCGUUAAAGCUGGCGUCAUUAUUUUUUUCUAUUAUUUUAAAUUUUUUUGUCAACAUAAUAAUUUUCAUUACUUAUCUAGAUGACAAUUUGAUUGGUGAUAAGAGGUGUGGUGAAUUUAAAGGUUCAUCCUACGGGAUGAACCUAAGUUUUGUUCUUUCAAAUAUAUAAAUUUCUUGUAUAUUUUAAUGUUAAAGAUAUUAUUUUUAUAUAAAUUUACCUUUUGAUAACAUUUUGGUUACAGGAAAUUCCUUUAUAAUAAUAAUGUAAUUACAAAAUAUUAUGAAUAAUAGGAAAUAUAUUAGUAAUACCAAUUAUAAUAGUGAAUUCAAUUCAUUAAAAUAUCGCAACACUAUGAGUGUUAACAUGAGUAUAACACUAUGAGUGAUAUCGCAAUAAUAAACUAUAUCAUUUAUGUUAUUCAAGAUUAUGUUUCAAAGGAAAUAUGUUAUUUUUAAUAUCAAUAUUAUUUUUGCGAACUUUCCUUUUUUAUGAUUUUUUCGUUUUUAAAUAUUUUUUUUAUUUUAACAAAUGCUUUAUUUGAUUAUAUAUGUUAUUUGGAAAUAAUAUAAAAAGAAAAAAAAUAGAAAUAAAUUUAGAUAAGGCAAUAAGCUAAAUAUUUAAUUCAUUAAAUGUAUCACUGUAAUCAACCAUUGUGAGAAAUAACGUGAGCGCGAUACGUAAAAAACUGACUUCUCAAAUAUCUAAACUAUACUAAAAGCACAAUAUAAAGCCCUAUGAAGUCCUCCACGUCAGAUAGAAAAAACGACUAAUAGUAAUGCAGCAAACAGCCACGUCAUCCGGCAUCUUCGAUUUAUUUUGUUUUGGGCUUAGUUUGUUUUCGGCCUGUUUUUCUGCAUCUUAUAGACGAGUUUGCGUUUUGUUACGUUUUAUUUCGACUGAAUAUGGGCUUUCUCAUUUACAUUAUAUUAUAAGCCCAAGAAGCUCAUCCGUAAAAGAAGAUGACGUCUCCUCUUCGCUUUGUUUUUACGUUUCACUCUAGCAACCCUAGCCAUACUGAUUCCCUCCCCACUCGAUUCAGCUGAGAAAAGGCAGUCGUAAUGGCACUCAAGCCUCAAUCUCCACUACUUCAUCUUCAAUGCUUCUUUUCUUCUUCUUCAAGAGAUUGUUGAUAUGUUUGUGUAUGGAAGAGGAGCGACCAAGCAGGAGCGUUGCCGAGUUCGUUUCCGUUCACCACAGCCGGUUGUGGAUCUGUACCGCCGUGAGCUGUGAGUCAGCGGAGGUGCAGCCCAUGUCGCCGCAGUUGUGAUUCCGUCAAGCCGAAGUGAGGUCUAGAGCGAUGGCAAGCCGCCAUGGUCGUUGCUUGCACUACCCAUGUCCUUUUCUUCUUCUCUUCUCUCACGUUCUCUUUGUUUCUUCUUCAUUCUCACCUUUCUUCUUCUUCUGAGAUUGUUGAUAUGUUUGUGUAUGGAAGAGGAGCGACCAAGCAGGAGCGUUGCCGAGUUCGUUUCCGUUCACCACAGCCGGUUGUGGAUCUGUACCGCUGUGAGCUGUGAGUCAGCUUCUCUUGCAUCUGAGAAUGUCUCACGGGUUAUUUUUUUGUUCAUGGUCAACUCUGAUCCAGGGACCUUAUCCUGAUGGAGUUUUCUGCUUGUGCAAUUACGACCACCUUAUAUUGAUGGCCAGUCAGUUCUGAAUUCUUUGACAGUGUCAGAACUUAAUUCAUGUGUUCUCAAAUUCCCAUCCGCAGUAAAAUUCUAAACAUGGAAUUGCACAUCCAAUUUAUACGUCUCAAGGGUCACAAAACCUGAGGGUUUGUGUUAGGAAAGAGUGUGCUAAAAGAAGCUGUUGGAUUGGAAAAGGAUGACAAGGGAACAAAGGGAGAUAGAAUCAAUGAAGAGAGCCAAUUUUAAUGGAAUAGUUUUGUGGUGACAAAGCCAGGACAGGCUGCUCUCUUGACCAAAUUGUGAUACACAACAAAUUUGUUUCGUGCAGACUAUUACGUCAGAUGAUCAGAGAAACAACAGCUCACAUGUGAAAACUGAUACAGAGAGAAAUGUCUCACCAAUGCAUUUUUGGAGGCUCCUUUUGCACAUACAUCUCAACCUUGGCGACUGGUUUCAUUCCGCAGCUCCUGCAAAUAUAUUUGUUGUAUGGAGUAUAUUACUAUCAAUCUUCUUCCCAAUGUCUUUAUUUUUGAGAUUGUUAAACCCCGUUUUAGUAAUCUGUGAUUCUAUUUCAUCUCUCGAGAUUACUUUGUUUUAUGAAUGCUUUUCCAUAUUUAGAGUGAGAGAGAUAAGCAAAGUUGUGAAAUGUUAUUUAGAUGACAUGUAUUUAAAUGAUUAUUAAACUUCUGUAUAAUUUUAUUUUACAAUACACUGAAAUAGUUUUAGUGUCACUUUUUAGUAUUAUAGAAAAUGUUACUUGGAAACACAUGUGAUGAAUAUUACAGAACUUUAUCACGUUAUUAUAGUUUAAAAAUGUGAUUUCGCCCUAAAUCCACUUAACAAUACUUAUAAGAAUGUGAUCACUGGUGUAGUCAAAAUAUUUCUUUGUAUGCUUCAGUAUAUAAUAGAUGUUAUAGUUGCUUACAAGUCAUUGAAAAAUAAGGAUAAUUAUAAGAUUUCAAGAUAUCAUGUUGGUCAUAAGCAGUAAAUCCAAAAUCUAAAAAUAUUUACAAUAACUAAAUAUAUAUACAAUAUAUUUUAAAAACUAAUCAAAAUAAUGUAGUGAAAUUAGUACUGGUGGUCACAAUACCAUUAAAAUUAUUUAAACUAAUUCAUAAAGAUAUAAAUUAUUCAAAGUUUCAAAUGGAAAUGAAAAAAAAUACAAAAUCACAUCAUACCAUAUAUAAGAUCAAAAUAGGUGACAUGAGAAAAAAAUAACAACAAAUUACGUUGACAAAAAAAACCAACAACAAAUUAAAUUACUCCCCUCUGUUAGUUAUCAAAGUCCAUUUUUAUUUUAUAAGUGUAAACAUAUUCUAAUAUCGAAAGAUAUGUGGUAUAAUAUAAGAAAUAGCAAAUUAUCUUCUAAAUUUAUUGGAAGAAACAAAUCAAAUAGUAAAUGAACUAUUUAGUUAAAACUGCUUAAAAUACCAAAAAAAAAAGAAAUAUGCAAAAUAAAUUCAAGUUCAUACAAAAUAUUUUAUAUAGUAAUAAGAUAAAAAUUAAAAAUUAAGAUAUACAAACCGCACAUAGCAUCAUUUACCAAAAUAAUAUAACAACAGUUGAAUUCACUAACAUCAACCAUAACCAUUCUUUUAAAAUGAGAGACACUACUCUUUACGUAUAAAAAGAGUUAAAAUAAAAUUUCACUAGAAAUUAACAUCUUACAAUAAAAAUACGCAAGUUUAAUUCAAUUUAAUAAUAUUAUAGGAAAAAUCCGGGCGUAGCCCGGACAAAUCCUCUAGUUAUUAUAGAGAUACAAAAUGAAUCAGCAGUAAUUAACCAAUUAAUUCUUAUAAUGCAUGAUUAUGUGUUAGUUUGAUGAAUUCAAACAUGAUUUAAUUAUGAAUUUCAAAUUAUAUCCACAUAAAAAUGUAAUCUAAAAUAUAAUAUUUUCUAACAAUGUACAAGUACAGCUAUCCCCUUAUUAUCAUAAGAUUCUCUGGAUUUCUUGAUUUUUAGAACACAUAAUCUUAACCAACCUCAUGUAAACCUACAGUUCCAUGAAUUUUCCUCUCUUUUUUGUCGAUAUCCAUGCAUAUAAGAAUAACUUACUCAUAUAGUCGUAUCUGUUACAUGAAUAUAACAUAAAGAAUAAUACAUUAAUGGAAAGUUUUUUUCAAUGGAAAGUUAGGACCGACAAGAAUACUGAAAAUGAAAUUUCCAAAAUUCAAAUGCACAACACGGCCGAAUAAAAAUCAUAUAUAGUGGAAUUCUAAAGAGAAAUAGAGAACAAAGGUUGAAAACAAAACUAUGGAGAUUAGGACACGACGAGGACGUCCGCACAUACCUGAGAUAAGAGUGGAAAAGAAGGAAGAAGAGGAGGAGCAACCGCUUAGCCCGGCUGCGCGUCUGUUUCACGCGCCGGAAUUUAACUGCAACAUCAUAUCGGUGGUUGGUUUGAAGAGCAAGAUCAAACCAGCUGUGAUUAUCGAUGGAAUAAAGCAAACUUUGAUUAGACAUCCUCGUUUCUCCUGCAAACUGGUGGAAAGUGGUAACAACCAAAGACGAGAACAAAAAUGGGUUCAGACAAAGGUGGUGGCAGAGGAUCAUGUCGUCAUUCCCAAAAUCGAUAUGCAUAACAUAGAGAACGCAAACGCAGACGCUUUCCUAGAUAGCUACGUCUCUGACCUAACUACGAUCCCGUUAGACACUUCCAAACCAUUAUGGGAAGUUCACUUACUCGACUUAAGAACGUCAGACGCUGAAAACGUGGCCAUUUUGAAGAUCCAUCACUCUGUUGGCGAUGGUAUGUCUCUGAUGUCUCUAGUCCUUGCUUGUACACGUAAAACAUCGAAUCCCGAUGAGCUACCGAGUCUACCGAAUCAAAAAAGUUCACUGUCUGGAUCAAGGAGUUAUUCCCGGUUAUUCUGGCUGGUUAUGGCUCUAUGGUCGGUGGCUAUGUUGGUUUUGAAUACUGUUUGUGAUGCUCUGGAGUUUAUUGCUACGACAAUGUUCCUUAAGGACACUGAAACACCGAUCAAAGGCAAUUUCCGGUUAAGUACGAGUAAGCGGAUGUGUUGUGUUCAUCGUACCGUAAGUUUUGACGACCUAAAGCUAAUCAAGAACGCCAUGCAAAUGACUGUCAACGAUGUUAUACUUGGAGUAUCUCAGGCUGGUCUCUCGCAAUAUUUGAAGAGAAGAUAUGGAGAACAGGAAGAACCAAUGCCUAAAGGAAUAAGGCUAAGGGCAGCUCUGCUCGUAAACAUACGACCGGCUACUGGAAUCCAGGAUUUAGCUGACAUAAUGGAAAAUGGAUCAAACUGUACAUGGGGAAAUUGGAUCGGCUACAUAAUCUUUCCGUUCUCUAUUUCACUCUGCGAUGACCCAUUGGAACAUCUCCGACGAGCCAAGUUCAUAAUCGACAGGAAGAAGAACUCGUUUGAAGCCCUGCUAACGUUCAUUGUUGGUAAUUUCAUUCUAAAAUCGUUUGGGGUUCAGAGGGCAGCAAAUAUACUAAAGAGAGCAUUGUCAAACACAACGAUGUCAUUUUCAAACAUGGUUGGUCCGAUUGAAGAAAUCAGCUUCUAUGGCCAUCCCGUCACGUACAUGGCCCCAAGUGUGUAUGGUCAUCCCCAUGCAUUGACAAUGCAUUUUCAAAGUUAUAUGAACAAGAUGACCGUUUCUUUAACAGUUGAUCCAACAGUCAUUAGUGAUCCUCAUCGGCUAUGUGAUGAUUGGGAGGAAUCUCUAAGAAGCAUCAAAGCUGCUGUCCAAGAAAAAAGUUGUACUCAUUAGAUUGAGCUAUUUCUUCUUUUAUUUUGAGAAAAAAAAAAUUAAAAGAGAGACAAAGAAAGUAUAAAAAUGAAUAAUUUUUAUAUUAACAUAUGUUGAAAUUUUGUAUAAAGGAAUCAGAGAAUAUAAUUUAUCAUAAUUAUGUAAACUAACAAAAAAACUUACAUGAAUAAUUCAACAUAGUUCAGAUAGAACAGUUAAACAUAAAAUCUUGGUAGAGCGGUUCAAUUAUUUGGUGCAACCGUGCAAGUAGUGAUCAAUAUGAUGUAAAUACGUCUAACAUAAUUCUCAUAUAAUGCAUUAUUGUCGGUUAUCAAAAUCUAUAUGAUAAUGAGAGAGUUACUUUCUGUUGAAGGCGGCACAUUAGCAUCACGUGGAUCUCACUUUAAAAGAUGUAAAGAGAUAUAAAACCCAUAAUUUGAAUUCGGGUUAUUCAAAUAAAAACACUAAUAUUUAUACCACUGAACUAAAGGAUAAUUUGUACAUUGAUAGCCGAAACUAAUAUAUAUUUAUGAAGAUCGGAAACUAUUGUUUCUUCGACUUCCUCUGAGGACCGGACUUACAAGUGUAUUAUGAGUUUCAUUUUUAAAUGACAUCACGUUAUAUGAAGAAAAAAGCUCAAGUUUGCAACAAUUAUAGUUUUCCCAUAUUGUAGACCGUCGUCGUUUAACAUGAAUUAGAGUUCUUUUCAUCAUUAUCUCAGACAUGUUUGAGUUACAGAGUUGUGCCGUGUGUCUGUUCAUAAUCUACUUUUUCACUGGUGAACUCUUCAUCUCCCCAUCUUAAAUCGUUUGAUCAUAAAUUGUCUUGAUUUGUAGUCCUUCUGUAAACCUUAUAUAUAUAUAUGAUUCUUAUCUUUGAUGAACCCAUUAUGCAUCCACAAAACUCAUUGAUUCCUCUUACCUUUAGCCAUCUUCUAGAAAAUAUCUCUCUCUGCCUCUCCAGUUCCUCAAACCGGCGUUCCCGGCGUCUGUCACUCAACCUUCGAGUCUCUUCGUCUUGUUCAUGGUAGUUAGAGCAUAGCCGCUGACCUCCUCCGCUUCUGAGAUUCCCUGAACUUCAAGAAAAACAGUGAGUUUAUGGGAAUCACGGUUCUCUUCCUUGAUGAAAAUAUAAGUUAAUCUUCGAUCUAUCACACUUAUUUAACAUAACUGUUCUUAACUGAUUUCAUGAUUCUUGUUGAAUAAUAUUAUUUUCAGAUUUCGUGAUUCAUGGGUUUAUUCCCGCCAAACAUGCUAAUCAUUACAUACCAUCUUUGAAAGCUAGUUCCAUUGUGAAAGUCGUUCGUUUUGAGGUUGCUAGGUGCUCACAUGUACAAAAUAACUGAUCAUGCAUUUCUCAUUCGUUUCAUCCCACCAACCAUUAUUAAUAAAGUCAUCAUGGGUACUCCUGAGAUCAAUUUCCAGUCCUGAUUAGACUGUUCGACAAUUUCCAAGUGAUUGCGAACAUAAACCUAGACCUCCCAGAUAUAUUAUCAUAUUGCAUCUGGAUUUAUAUUAUGUUUCGAUAUCAUAACUGAUAUUUAAACUCGCAGAUGUGGUUGUACAAAUCCGUUUUGUCUAUACUGUGCUAACAUCAAUGAUCAAAAAUAUUUCCUACCCAAAAUCAGUGGUCGUCUAUUUAUCUCUCUUACUUAUCAAACUAGUUUUACACAAACCUUUAUUUUACAGCUUUAAAAAAACUACAACAACCGAAACAAUCAAAACACCAAAACUAGAAUCCAAAAAAAAAAAAGACGAAUCACCUCUUUUUUUUGUCUAAUCUUACAAAUAAACUUCAAAACAAAUAUACCAAAUCAAUCACCUCAACUAAAACUCAACUACAUAUACAUCGAAUCAGCUAAAAAAAUACAAACUACACGGGCAAUUAUUUAACAAUUACAAACUUACUUUCGCAUAUGUUUACGAAGAAGACGAAGAUGACAACCAAGAUCAUUGAAAUUACCUAAACGAAAAAACAGAGUAAGUUACAAACUCUGAUAAAUACAACUAACAACGAUUUGUUUACAUAUUACCCAUCAAAUAAAAGAAAAACAAACACAUGCACACCAAGAGAUACAAGAGAAUCCCGACAUACACAAAUGCGGUAACGACAUCUCUACCUGCUCACUCUUUUUGUCUUAUGAAAAUAGCUUACAUGCCAUGCAAUUAUCUUCUUAUGAGAAAUACAUAAAUUCGUUUAAGACCCAUUUAAACCCAAAUACUCAGAAUUGUCACAUUUUAUAGUUAUUUCUACAAGUCUUCAUGUAUUUGUUUUAAAUGUCCGGUAAAAGCAACAAGUUUAAAAAAAAAACAUAUAACAAACAUAAUAAGAAUAAUAAAAAUUAUUACUUAAUCCACACAAUUUACACAACUAAACUGAGGAAAAGAUAUCCAGAAUAUGUACUCUCAACAGUACAAAGAAACAAAUUAAAAAGACAAACAAACAAUAAAUCUUAGUGACACAGCAAACAACACCAUGAACUAUAUCAAUCACAUUACUAACACAGUUUAGACAUUCAUAAGUGGAGAAAAGUACCUAUACAGUUCAUCAUCAAAACUCUAACCCUAUAAAUCUAUAACAAUAAAAAAACUUGGAAAAUAAUGAUCUAAUCCAAAACGCAAAAUUUACAACUACAAUAAUCCUAGUAAAUAUUGAGAUGAAACAAAAACCCUUUCUACAACUCCGCGUUUGUGAGGAGGCAAUGCCCCUAGUAGUUAAUAAUAAUAAUUCUCGUAGUUUUGUACUCCAAUAA